Molecule: messenger RNA, 2355 nt
Organism: Seminavis robusta
Lineage: Eukaryota; Bacillariophyta; Bacillariophyceae; Naviculales; Naviculaceae
Source: the annotation of a GenBank genome assembly
AUGGCAGACGAAAACCGCUACGUCGUUUUGCUUGGUAAGGUCGGUCAUGGAAAGACGAGACUGCUCAAUGAGCUCACGGGCUCGACAUACCGUUCCUCAGCGGGAAACUUGAGUUGCACUCGACGGCUUCAGAAAGGUCAGAUUGCUGGAAGUGAAGUCUUCGUCCUCGACACGCCUGGGCUUUACAGCUCUGAUGAUGUUGCCGGGCACAUCAAUGCACAAGUGAAGGCCUUUGAACACCCAAUAUCUGGCAUUUAUGUCGUCGUCCGCUUCGGCGAGCCCGGGGAAAUGGCAGAGGUAGCAAAUCGAGUAAUGGACAUGACAAGUGAAGAGGAUGUCCGAGUCAUCUGUACACACUUAGAUACCGAGGAAGGGAAGCGCGGAUUCGACGGCGAUCGUGUUGCUGUGGACCUCUCGUAUCUUCUGGAGAUUCCUAAAGAACACAUCGCGAUGGUGGGAAAGAACACCGAUAGCGUUGCAAUCGAGAAAUUCAUUCUCAACACUAUCCAUAGACCGAGGGACAUCAAAGUGGCAAAAGAGCAGCGCUCGGUCGUUGCAUCACUGUCGGUGGGUUCCAGGAAAUUCAACGUAGAUAUCGAUGGAACAGCCGGAAUCUUGGAUGAAGCAUCUCAAGCAAUGGCGGUGAUUGACACUCUGAGCGAUGGAAAGUUCAAGACCUUCUUCACCGAUUUCAUGAUUCAGAAAUCUGAGGAUGUGCUCGAGACAGCCUGCAAUGACAUCAAGGCCCGGGCAAGAGAUUUGCUUCCAGGAGACGAAGCUGUAGUUUGCACCAAACUUGACAAGGUAAAGGAGUCAUGUUUGAAGUCCUUUAAGGAGAAGCACCAAUCCUCGCGUUCGCAGGAAGAAUGCAUGAAUUGUGGCGGGGGUGGAUAUGGGAAAUCUCGCAAGCGGCGGGGGCGCAGAACUAUCAACAGCAGCAAUUCUGGUUGGUUCUCCAACACUAUACAUGAUGUCGACAGUACCUUUCAAAACCAAGCAGACAAAGAAUUUAAAGCUGCCCUCUAUUCUUUCCUGCUCUUUUAUAGCAAGGAUAGAAGCAAAGGAAACGAAGAAGAAUGCCCUUCGACGACUGCAAGCGCCAAGAACGAGUCACGACUUGCGCCGAGCGCAAGAUCAUUUUCGGAGAAUCCCAGAGGACGCUCAGCAACAGAUGAGUCUAAAUUGAUUGAUAGCGCGGCAGCCGCAAGAAACGGUAGCUCAGCAACAAACGUUGGCGAGGCCGAGCUCAAGUCGUCCAUUUCGACCGAUGAUCUGAACAAGGGUUCGGCUCAAGUUCGUAAGACAUCAAAGGAUGGUUUUGGGGCUGAAAAAGAACACGCUUCGAAGACGUCGUUAUAUCAAUUCAUUGGGAGCACGGCAUCACAUGAGAACAAGUACUAUCGUCCCGGUACGAAUCAAAACAGCGAAGUUAGGGCAAAAGAGGAUCGUCAUCCGAAGAAUCAGUUUCACAGACCUAGUGAUCAUCCUCACAGUGCGCGUCCAUCCAAUAAGGAAGCGAAGAGCCCAUCGAACCCACCCGAAACGGAGGUUCCAACCACAAGAGAGAAAUCUGAAGUCCCUGUACACAGAUCCCCUCGCGGGCGAAAAGAUCAACACAGCGUCUCAUCAGGCCGACCUGAUCCAUUCUCAGGUGGUGAGCGACCGGAUCAAAACGGCCUCUCCGCCGACAGACCUAUUUCUUUACAAGAUGCUCCAUUCACCAAAGGAAAGCAAGAUACUUCAAAUACCAAUUUGACGGGAAGAGGCUCGUGUUCGAUGUCUUCAGGGGCAGAUGGUGACUUCAAUGGAGUUGCUGCUCAACGCAUUAGUGAACCUCAAACCGAUCAUUACCGUUAUUCAUCUGGUGGUCCUGAAGCUGUGUCUUGUCAGCCCUGUCCAGGUUUACGUCACGCAGAUGUUGAGAGUUGUUGCCCCCCAAACAACGCACGUCAUGAAGCAGCAAGUCAGCCAACAGAAAGAGGCGACGAAGAAGUAGCGAGGGGGUAUCCAAGUAUUGGUUUCUCCUAUGGAUCUCGUCACAUGCUCUGUCACUCUCUGGUAGGUCCUCGUUGCAAUCAGCCACAGGAUUGGAAAGGGACUUUGUUGGGCAGUCAAAUGCUUUGGGCCCUGGCCACUUCUCAACGCCCUCCCCCUCAUGCGGGGUAUCACCGUCGUGGGCCGGAAGAAAAACAAGAAGAGGAGAAGCCAACCCAACCAACUGCCUGCGAGUUCUACGAAGAUGGAGUUGAAGCAUAUUUGGCACACGAGGAUGAUUGUGGUCAGGGACAUGGCAAGCCCCCUGUGUUGCUACACACCUCCGAACAACAGGAUGUGGAAAUGGAAAUCCUCGACUGA